GCAACCAGCCUUGCAGAGGGACGCGAAGCUACCGCUCUCAGCUAUGGACAAAUGUCUCAGCGGUAAUGCCACAAUGCAGACUAAGAAUGUAAACGUAAACCAGGCUCCACUCAAUAACAGUGUUCAAGAGAAGAGUUUCCACGACGCUGCCGGACGCUCCAAUGUCACGUCCUUGCAGCAGACAACAAGUUCCAAUUCCGAUACUCCCCUGGGGUUCGCAGCCACCAGUCCAGCUCCGCCACUUCCCCCACGAGGUCUCUUGGCAUCUUCAGUGGUCCAGCCUCCUGGAAGCAGCAACACCAGCACAGUGCAAGCUGAGGUGGAUGGGUAUGGGGUUUACAAGCCCGUGCCACCCCCAAAGCCCUUGUCAUCGUGUGUUUCCACAACCUGCUACUCUCCACCGCCUUACAGAAUGCCACCGUUUCCACUGUAUGGAGAAACAGUUAUACCAGGAGCCGCAGCUUCCGAGCCUCCAGCCACAAGCAGUACCUCAGGCCUGCACACGCACUCCAGCAAGUUCCCGAUUGAACGAGAAGUGAUCCUGAGCAGUGCGGACAAGAACUCAAAGAUUCCAAUACUACACGAGUAUAAGAAGCAGCGUCCCAAAUCUGCAUCGGCAACAGCCAUUGCUCCCGAGGGCCCCAACAAGCAGUUGGCCUGGACAGAAGACAAGAAAGCUCCUGGCCUCACCCAAGCCGCUACAAUGCAAGUUCAUGACAGCCGGGGACCCAAGUCACAAGUUCCCCAGAAUUCCGGUCAUGAAUUCAGGAGUCAGUACCGCGGUGCUAAUGGAACUGAGAACCAAUUCAUGUACAACGGGCACCAUGGUGGAGUUUCAACUGGGGCUGUGCCUCGGACUUGGGUGGCAAGUGGACGUGCUGAUGAUGUUCCAGACAGUUGUCAAGCAAGAAAUGCACAGAAUUUCCAGUCCCAGGCUGUGGUAGGUAGGAGCCGGGCUCCUCUGCCUCUUGAGGACCAGCCUCGAAGGACCAGUCAGAUCAACAGUUCAGAUAGUGCAAAGGGAGAAGACGAAGUGGAGAGAGUGGAGGAGGAUGACACGGAAAGAAGCAAUGCGCAGAACAGUGGCUUGCAGGAUGCGACAAAAGAUGGCACGAAAGAAGGGGAUAAAAACAAGGCCUUUUCCUCUCGGACUUAUCACACGAUAAAAGACAUGAUCUCGAGCAGAUUUGGAAGUGGAAAGGCAAAGGAUGCAGUUGGGAAUGGUGAAGUGUAUAGUACAAAUGGAACUGAGGCAGGGAACAAAGUGGGUGAAAGUGGGCAGAACAGUACAGUGGCCUUGAACAAUACACCUGGUGCAAGUGUUGAGGGCUCAAGUAAGAACGUUCAUGGGAAUCCUCACAAAGUUACUCCCACUGGUCGGGCUGGUGCUUCCAUUCAGAAAGAGGAUGCAACUGGGGGUAUCUCAAACUCGGAAGAAUUGGAAAUGUCUCGGAAACAACGCGUAUUAGGGGGCGGUCCUCAGCAGGUUCUGGGUUCAACAAGGAACUACAGUGGUGAAAUACCUGGAGGGACUUUCCACAGUCCCCGUACGACUGCAAGAAGAUUAGGGACUGGAGAUGGACCUCCAGGAAGGGGAGCUGAUGGAGAGGCCACAAUGUGGAAGAGUGGGAGGGGCACCCCAGGUUCUUGUUCAGAACAGCAAGGACAUGCAACAGUGCAACAGGACAGGGGGGCAGAGUUUCUAGGAAACAGGGAGUAUCUCCUGACACAAGUCCAGGAGCCGCCUUAUGGUUAUCAGAGACCUCACCCACGACUCCAGCAGGGAAUGCUGGAUCAGAAUGGCAUCUACAUGGUGAUGCGGCAGAAUGGUCAGGGCUACCAGCAUGCAGUGCCAGCAAGUGGUAAGGAAAGUCAGUAUGGACUCAAGGACCAGGAACCUGAUAUGAGGAGGCAGAACAUUGCAGGUGUGUUAAGUUUCCAACAUGCGGAAGGCAGUCGACCAUUAACAGAGGGUUCUGCAGUCUCUAAUUAUGGGACACCAAACACAGUGGGUUUGAUAAAGAGGGAAGCUGGAGGUAGUCAGUCCCGCAGAGGGUCUCAGUCUCGGUUGGAUGAAGAUGAUGAUGAAGGUGGAUUUGUUACCAGCAACAAUAGAGGAAGUUCAGUAGCUAAUAAUUUACGGGGUAGUAAUCAUUCAGUGAGGGGUGAAAACUUUACGAAAGUUGUUGGUAGUGGGAAUUACAAUCAACAGCAUUCUUCUGGUCAGAGUUCAGAUUACGAAAAAGCAACGCAGAGAAGCACAGGACAGUCAUCGUCAAAUGCUGACUCAGGCCGAGGCAGCACUGUUUACAGUGGUGGUCAUCAGGUACCACAAGGAGGCGUAAGAAGGGAAGCAUCAGAGCAUCUUGACACAAGCACCGAAUCAUCAGAUUCACCACAGGGGAUCAGUGGCUAUAGGGAAGGCUUAUAUGGCUUGCCUGCAGCUCUGUCUACAGUAAAUGAUUCCGAGUGGGUGGACAUUGUGGAAUCUGAGCUGCGUCAAAUUCUAGACCCCAAGCUGCAUGGACUGGGUCACCCAGUGCCACCUGCAGGGACAAACUCGACACUCAGUGAGAGCAUCUCUUCCAUGACCCCACCACUGCCCCCCCUAUCACCAGGCGGUGGCUCAAGUCCCUCAAUUUCUCCGCAGAAUUCCACCAGAUACAAGCACAGCUCGAGGAAAACUCCACAAGGUGGCACUGGUGGAGGUGCUGUAAGCAAGUCACAUCACAGCUCACGUAUGAACAGUGGAGGUAAUAUGAAUGCAACUGGGAACAGGGGAGGUUGGAGCAAUCGUGGUGGCAGCAAGAACCAGCUCGGACCUGACAAACAGCACAGGCAAAAUGGGAUGCUUACCAGUGGGAAGAAAGGCGAUCAGAACAAGAUGCCACUUAGUGCUUCUGUGUUUGGCUUGGACACCACUGACCUCACGUCAACAACAACAGGCCUGGACUCCUUGUUGGAUGGCCACACUGAAAACAACUCAAGUGAUGAUGAUCUCAGUACCACUAUAGACACAACAGAUGCUCAUGCCAUCAGGAAGCAACUGGAAGGCCUUGAGAACAUGUACUCGGAAGUACUAAAACUACUUGGAGUUAAGAAGUAUGGUGGACGUUACCAACCGUCAGACCCCCGGAUUAAUAAACGUCGUCUUUAUGGCAGCAUGUCAUCUCUACCAAGUUCAGUCAGCAGUCGGCCAAUCAGAGACAAACGCAGACAAGAUGAAAGAAAGAAAGUGAAAGAUAUUAAGGGAAUCAACAAGCGGUUUCAGCGGCUCGAAUCACAUGUGGUGACAUUGGCGAGGAGCGUGGCACAUCUCUCUUCAGAGAUGCGAACCCAGCAUUUGAUGAUUCAGGAGAUGGAAAACAUCAGGGGGGAGAUCUCGGCCCUGCGAUCACAAACACUGGCAGUGAGAUCUCAGUCCGUGCCUCGAGGACUGAACAAUCUCCUUGCAUCUGGAGACAGAGAUGCCCUCACGAAUCCAACUAGGGUCAAGAAACUCACCAAGUUCUUUGGAGAUGAACCGCCACUGCUCAGACUGUUCCUGAAGAAGCUGGGGUAUGAGAAGUACGCAGGGACAUUUGAGCAAGAGCGUGUUGGCAUGGUGGAACUCCCAUACCUGACUGAAGAGAGACUGCAAAAGAUGGGGAUUCCCCUUGGACCACGAAUACGAAUCUUGCAGGAAGCCCAGGUCUCAGUCUGCAGGGACAAAAUUUAUGUUGUAUAACAGGAUUAAUGUACAGUAAAGGAAAUCACAGUGGGGAGUUGAAGGAUUAUGGGAUGCCACCACUUCGAUGAUUGUGUACAUGAAGGAGCAGUGUGUACUGUGAACUUAUGGAAAAAUGGAGAUUUAUGCCUACAGGGUGUUUCAGAAUUAUUUCAAAGCCAUGAGAAACUGAGGUGGAUCAACAGAACCAACAUUUAUAGCCUUUGCUGAGCAUUCUCAAAAGGACUACCUUAUUUCUAACUGGUACACAACCAAAAUAUGUAUUUUAGAGUUUGAAUUUAUUUUUAAAUCGUCUUCUCGCAUGUGUGUACUGGUGGUGCAGAUUGUGUACAUCAUAAAAUGCUUGAAAGCCCUUAUAACCGGGUCUGUCACGGUUUUCUUUUUUCUUAGGUUGGUCAUACAGGUUGAUUCUAGAGAAACACUAGCAGCUAAGCAUUUGUUUUUAAGUUAACAGAAUCUAAUGACUCGCAGAUGGAAAUGUCAUGAAGGAUGAGAGAGAGGUAUGUCUUUUGGUGCAUGCAGUGAGUGGUGGAUCCUGAACACACGCACAUCUAGUUAAUCAGACGGUGUUAGUGAAGACAAAAUAAACCAUGGUGCAUCAGUUCCUGGAACAGCUCAGUCUAUAAAGCGACUGCCACCACGUACUCAGCCUCUUCAUGGGUGACACCAGUGGCUCCAUUCCCUGGAGUAAAGUAGCCAAAAUGUAAAGCUUACCUUUCUCCAACAAGUAAUGCUGAGGUCUCAGCUCUUCACAUCUCCUUUUCACCUGCUUACCUUAAUUUAUCUUUAAAAAAGGCUCGCAUUUCAUGUGCAGUUUGGAGAACUUUGUCUCUUGAUAUGAGAAAAUGAACUCCAAUAGAUUCUUUAAACUUUGAAUGUGUCCCAUUCACUGUUUUCUGUUCUGAAAAUAGGUUCAUUUAUAAACAGCAGAAAACUAAACCAGCGAGACCUAAAAAACUGUUCUACGCUCAUUGCUGUGUGAGCAACUUUUGCAAGUUCUCAUAGAAUUUGAAAAAUAGCCAAGUACCACAUGGACAUGGUGGGUACUACCAGAGAUGGACUUAUUAUAAAAUUUCUUCAGCCACAUUUUGUCUCUUUACUCUGCCAUGCUUUGGGUGGAAAUAAAUUUACUAAUAUUAAGGUUAGCACAACACCAUGAGGAUAUACAGAGGAGUGGAUCUAUAGCACGACAUAUUCUUAACCACAGCAAUGGAAGAAAGUGGAUUUGAUACACCUGAUGAAAGAUCCUGGGUACCCUUUAUAUAAGAGGCUAACCAAAUGUGAAGUGCCCUCGCAAAUUUCUGUUAGAACUGGCAUAUGGUCACAGCCGCACCGACACACAAGUAAAUGUGCGGAAUUGGUUGUGAGAAAUCUGGAACUACAACAUGGAAGCAUAAAAGACAUCUACCAAAUACACUGCUAAUCUUGGGAGUGGAAUAUUUUUGUGACAUACCAAAGAUUAAUUACAUAAUCGACAUUAAAUACCUAUAUUUGAUACAAGUUCAUUCAACUGCCACAAUAAGAGUACUUAGUUAAGAUACAACUUGUUAAUAUUUAUAGUGGUCUUUUUAUGUACAAACAUAUUGUAAGCUGAAAUAUUACCUUCUUAAUGUGUUGGAAACUGUGAAUAUAUUUUACCAGUUUACUAUUCAA
This is a messenger RNA of Zootermopsis nevadensis, 5380 nucleotides long. RefSeq lists its product as uncharacterized. Gene Ontology annotation, molecular function: protein binding. Lineage: Eukaryota; Metazoa; Arthropoda; Insecta; Blattodea; Termopsidae. The record is from RefSeq and is a predicted model, not a curated record.